Podospora pseudopauciseta is the source of this 333-nucleotide messenger RNA. RefSeq lists its product as uncharacterized. The transcript has a single exon. The coding region runs from base 1 to 333 and encodes 110 amino acids. The record is from RefSeq and is a predicted model, not a curated record. NCBI's taxonomy places the organism in Eukaryota, Fungi, Ascomycota, Sordariomycetes, Sordariales, Podosporaceae.
AUGGUUCAACGCGCCCUCAGUCACCGCCGCAGCAGCAACCGCACCCUAGAAAUCGACGUCAGCUCCGCCGCCGCCGUCCCAACAACAACACCCGGCAGCACAGCCGGCUAUGUCACCAUCCCCAUUCGCAUCUCUUCUGUUAGGGGCCGGAGUGAAUCCACCCUGCCAUUGUCAAGACACCACCUCUCUCGGCGCUCAGACAGCGUCAGCACGACUACCUCUUCUGUGUCUUCGAGUUACAGGGAGACGAGGUAUUUAAAUCGGGAGAAUAUGGUGGAGGAGGCUGUUGUUGAUGAUGAGGUUGUUAAGAGGGAGAGCGAGGGGGUAAAUUAG